GCUCAUGCACCUCUCUUGGAUUAAAGAGAGAGAGGGACAGGGAGAUAGGCUGGCUGCUUGAGGGUGACUGGAAAGCAAUUGAAUUGAAGCAAAGUCAAGGGCAGAACACGGCACAAGACCGGUAAGACCCUUGGCAGCGAGCUGAGGAAAAGUUGGAGUGGCAUCACUUCAGAGAUUCAAAGAGAUCUUGCUGGCCAUCACUUGCUAGUACAUCACUCGGCCAAUAAAAAGACGUGCUCAAGGAAAGCGCAGGAAGCAUGGACUUGGAUGUCGAGGGGAUUAUCCAUUGCAUCAAACAGGGGGAUGAGAACGGUGUUCAAAUACAGCUGCAGGAGUUCAACAAAGAGUAUGCCCAGUGCUUCUUCUUUGAUGCAGAGGAGAGGGAACGUUCCAAACAAAGAAAACUAGAGGAGUUCAGGAAGAAUAAAGUGAGGGACUAUGAGGAUUCUGACUCCGACGUUGAUGAGUGCGAGCCUGAAGAUCGAGGCCUCCUCCUCAGACAGAAUUUAGCUCUUGUCCUCAUGAGAUUCAUAAGAUCAAGAGUCAAACAACGUCUGUUGAGGGUGUCACUGCGCACCCUGAGGAUCCUCUCCAGGGACAAAAAGAUCUUGGGCCCCUUGGUGACUGACAGCGGCCUUUUGACUUUGGCCAAUCUCGCUGGGCUGACGACAAGUGACACCAGCGACGAAACAAACGACCCUGACUCCGAUUUCUAUGACAACAUCAUCGCUUCUCUCGCGGAAGCCAACAUUUAUCAGAGUCACGUCAAUGAGGAUGAAGGCGAGGCGGAGGACGGUGAUGAGAACGACGAGUGCCCCGCUAUUGAUGAGGACUCCCAGAGCGACCUCAGCAAUGCCCACAGUGCAGAUCUGGACAGCGUGAGCUGGUUCGGGAGCCACAGAACCAGCAUCAAUGAAAUGCACAGAGGUGGAACCCAUCAAAAGGUGCUGGAGCGAGGGAAGAGGGAUCGGAGAGAGAGCAAGGUGGUUGUGGAGGAAGAGGAGGAGGAGGAAGAAGCGGCACCGGGAGACGAGGCACUAAGAAAAGAGGCCAUGAAGGUGUUGUGCAAUGUGGUUUACAACAGCACCUGGGCGCAGGAGCGGUUCAGUGCUCUCAGCCUCCUGAGCGGUCUCAUUGAGCACCUGUCCUCCAGUGUCAACUGGUCAUGUCCCUCCAGUGUUCAGUUCUACGAGCUGCGCCUGAUGUUCCUCACCACUGCACUACGGCCAGAGCUCGGCACUCAGCUACAACAGGCGGGAGGCGUGCCCCUCCUCACAGCAGCCUUGGAGAGCAUCCUGGCGGUGCAGUGGAAGGACCAGUAUGAGUGCGUGCUGGACCGGGCGGCACCACCCAUCUCUCUGGAAGCCUCCCAACGCAUCGUAGAGAUCCUCAAAAUCUUCUUCAAUAUCACCUACAGCAGCCACAGGCACGAGCCAAGUGAGGAUGAUGCAGCUCUGUACCGACACCUGGUGGCCAUCCUGCGUCUCUGCCUAAUGAGGAAGUGUCUGCUGGCAGACGAUACUACUGAGCUGCAGGGUCACACCGUCAACCUGCUCUCGGCGCUGCCUCUCCAGUGUCUGGACGUGCUGCUCACGGUGCCCCUGGAGCCGGAGUCCAAGCAAUGUCUGGGUGUCAACAUGGACUGUGUCCACGCCCUGCUGACUUACAUGGAGAACCGCCUGGAGAUGGGGGAUAGAAUCAAAGAAAAGCUGACGCCGAUCCUCAAUCUGCUGACAGAGAGCUGCAGGGCCAACAGAGAAACACGCAUCUACAUCAGGAAACAGAUCCUGCCUCCUCUGAGAGAUGCAUCACAAAAACCAGAAGAAGGCUGCACAGUGAAGAGUCGGCUGAUUCGACUCAUGACUCAUCUGGACACAGAUCUCAAACACUGCGCCGCUGACCUCAUCUUUGUCCUCUGCAAGGAAAAUGUGAGGCGCUUUGUCAAGUACACAGGUUACGGUAAUGCGGCGGGCCUGCUGGCCACCAGGAAUCUGCUGGGAGGCCAGACGGCCAGGAACUCCGGUGCUCAGUACUCCAGUGACUCUGACUCAGACACAGAGGAGUACCGGCAGGUCAGAGACAGCAUCAACCCGGUGACGGGCCGGGUGGAGGCACAGCAGCCAGACCCCAUGGAGGGAAUGACCGACGAGGAGAAGGAAGAGGAGGCCAAGAGGCUCAUGGUGCUCUUCAACAAACUGUCCAGCCAUGACAUCAUCCAGCCAAUGGGAGUGGAUGAAGAAGGGAAGCUUGUCCCGCUGUCGGGACUCGGGGGAAAUCCUCCGGCUGAGGAGCCAGAGAGUGACGGAGAAACAGAGGAAGGAGACAAGAACUGAAACACAUUAAUUAUGUUGCUUCACUUCACUCAUUUUAUAAACAUCUCAUUAUUUACGUUUUUUCAGCUCAUAAAAAUCUUGUUGUAACUGUGUGGAUAACCCAGAAAAAGAGAGUGAUAGUCCAUCCACCCAGCUCACUCAUUCAUUCUGACAGCAAGUAAACUAAUGAUAUGACGUGAUGAUUUUCUUUUUUUUUUUAUUUCUUCGUAUUUGGAUUCAGACUUAUAAUACAGAUCGUAGAGCAGCUUUCACACUGGUUUCAGUCAAGAAUGGAAUUCUUGACAUGUUGUAGUUGCUGACAAUAAACUGAUUUCCUGAUUAUUAUAAUGCCCGUAAGUCUUUCAAUAAAGGUUUUAAAUGUGUUAAAA
Messenger RNA from Cololabis saira (Pacific saury), 2701 nucleotides. RefSeq names its product synembryn-A. Gene Ontology annotation, molecular function: guanyl-nucleotide exchange factor activity; G-protein alpha-subunit binding. Bases 258 to 2333 code for a protein of 691 amino acids. Gene Ontology annotation, cellular component: cytoplasm; plasma membrane. Gene Ontology annotation, biological process: G protein-coupled receptor signaling pathway. The record is from RefSeq and is a predicted model, not a curated record. The transcript is spliced from 14 exons. NCBI's taxonomy places the organism in Eukaryota, Metazoa, Chordata, Actinopteri, Beloniformes, Belonidae.